UAGCUUUGUGCUUUACCAAUUGGCAAUUUGGUUGAAAACCUCUCAUCUUUGCUUCUUUCUUCCGCUUCUCUCAACUUUUGCUUGUAGCUGAGCCCACCUGAGGCUCAGAUUACCAACAACAUUGCAUAAUGGGAAACGCCUUUAGGCUUCUUUACGGUCAUUGCUGCAAGCCCACCACCACAGACUCCGAUUCUCUUGGCCCCCACGGCGUUUCCGCCGCCACUGUCGGCGUUUCGGCUCUCGCCCACGAUCUCUUCCACUUUGAAAACACCGCCCAGGUCCCAGAAGGACUGAAUCAGCAUGUAGUUUCAUCCAAGAAAGCUCAAGCUAACUGGUAUAGAAAACUAGUUGAGAGCUGGCGAGAAGCGAGGCCGCCACCAAUAACAGCUGAAGAAGCAGCUAGGCUUGUUAUUCAAACCCUCAAGAAUCACCAAAAGGCUGAUGUUGAGGGAUUAUUGGCUUUCUAUGGUCUCCCUCUUCCUCAUACACUGGUCCAACUUUCGGCUGGGGUCCCAACUUCAUUGCCUCAAGGAGUAAAGUUUGAAUUCCAGACACUACCGAUUGAUGCAAAAGCAGUUCAAGAUGGCGAUUCAGUGACAGUCUAUGUAAGUACAGCAGAUCCCAGGGAGUCAUCAUGUGUUCCGAGCGAGGUACAGAUGGCGGCCAUCCAAAGAUCAAAAGCUCGCGAGAAGAAGAAUUAUACCAAGGCAGAUGCACUUCACAAAAAGAUCACUGACGCUGGAUACCGGGUAUUGCAAUUUCAAAACGAGGAUGUCCUUGCACGAAAGUAUAGGAUUCGACUGAGGGGUAUAGAUGCACCAGAGGGUAAAAUGCCUUAUGGAAAAGAAGCCAGAGAUGAGCUGGUUAAGCUUCUUCAGGGAAAGUGUUUGAGGGUCCUUGUCUAUGGGUUAGAUCGUUAUGGCCGUGUUGUAGGUGACAUAUAUAGCAAUGGCAUAUUUGCACAGGAAGUUAUGCUGAAGAAGGGUUGUGCAUGGCAUUACACAGCCUAUGACCAACGCCCGGAACUUGCAAAAUGGGAGAGAGAAGCUCGAGUGAAGCGAGUUGGGUUAUGGGUUUCAUCAAACCCUGAGAAGCCAUGGGAAUGGAGAAAAGAUAGACGUGAAGGCAGAUGAUCAAUUACUGACAAUUGUAACUUAUCCAAACCACGUCUACGGACGUCUGAAUGGAAAAAUUACAAAGACACGAGAUUAUGUCUUUAGUGCUGGAUGGAAGGUCUGGUGAAGAAUAUCUUUUGUAGUAUAUGCAAGUGUUGUAAGAGUAAUAUCCAUCUCAGUGGGUGUACAAAGUUACAAACAAUGAACUGUAUCUAGAGUGAGUUGUGUAUGUGAGUUGUGUAUUCCUGCC
Messenger RNA from Rosa chinensis, 1365 nucleotides. Its product is annotated as staphylococcal-like nuclease CAN2. Gene Ontology annotation, molecular function: aminoacyl-tRNA ligase activity; nuclease activity; ATP binding. The coding region runs from base 129 to 1133 and encodes 334 amino acids. Lineage: Eukaryota; Viridiplantae; Streptophyta; Magnoliopsida; Rosales; Rosaceae. Gene Ontology annotation, cellular component: cytoplasm. Gene Ontology annotation, biological process: tRNA aminoacylation for protein translation. The record is from RefSeq and is a predicted model, not a curated record. The transcript is spliced from 9 exons.